Symbiodinium natans is the source of this 9024-nucleotide messenger RNA. The record is from the annotation of a GenBank genome assembly. NCBI's taxonomy places the organism in Eukaryota, Dinophyceae, Suessiales, Symbiodiniaceae.
AUGUCGGUAGCUGGGUUAAAGUACGACCCUGUACUUAGCCUUGACACCCCAGCAGAAACCAAGUCAGGAAGCUACAUUUACAGCGGCUCCGCAGCGUCCUUCCACGACUGGGAGUUUCGCACACGUGCCCGUGUCUCCCAGCAUCGUGAGAGGCAGCGUCGAGAGGUCUUGAAAGACCUUCGUUCUAGCCACCAACUCAGCCGUUCUGCAUCCCCACGAAAGUGGGUAGGUGGCGGCAUAAGAUCCCCGGACCGUCACACAGGUGAUGAGAGCAGUGGAAUGGCAGCCAGUCCUUCAAGUGCCCCAGGACGCCGGCGCGGCCGCCAGGCCGGUGCGGAGUCCAUGUCGUCAGGAGACGGUGGCGAAGAAGAGCAACAGCCACAAGAUUAUGAGGUUGAGGACGACGGACAAGCUUCGGUAGAGACUGAGCCUGUUCCCACACUCGCUUCGGUCCGCGAUAGUGAUCUUGACAUGUCUGAUGCAGUUCAGAAGACGCUGGAAGGCCUCCGUGGCGACGCCUUUCUUAUCGCCCGAGACAUAGGUCUCGAGAGGUUGUUGAAGCACGACGGCAUUGAUCUCCUCAUUCAGAAGGUCAAAGACCAAGCAUUUCCCUUGCAGGGGGAAGAGGCAUCGGAAUUGUUCAGGCAAGGCCAGUUGCUGACGGGUCCCUUGUCUAAACAAUCAGGGGAGCCGAUGUUGUCUUACAUUUCCCGGCGAAGGCGCUGGUGGGUUACCCUAAGGGAAUUGGACCCAGAAGUCAGGUUGUCAGAAGCCAUGCGUGCCAAUCUCCUCGUGGAACUGUCUGGUUUGUCGCGCCAAGAGCAGCUCAUGGUGCGCGCCGCAGCACAGGCCGAGACAGUAGAUGCGUAUGCGCGCGUAUUGAUCAAGCAUCAUAGUGUUGUGCAUAUGCGUGAACGCUUGCUCGUUGAGAAAGACAAGCCUGUCGCUAGAACAUGGUCCAAGCCCCGGUGGGAGAAUACCUCAUUUCAGCAGAAGCCUCGGUACGGUUACAUGACACAAGGUUUCAUGGAGGAUGACGAGUAUGAGUACCAGGGGCUAGGAAGUCAGGCCUAUGUAGCCGAGGAGCAUGAGGUCGAGGAAGACGAAGGCGAAUGGGUUGAUGACAGCGCAUUAGCCUUGGCUCUCAAUGCAUAUACAGCUAUGCAGACAGAGCUUGGAGGCGAACCAGGCGAGGAGCACGCCGAAGCAUUGCAGCUGGCAUACGCAGCCCAAACCACACUUGCCAAUGUGAAGGGUAACAAAGGUGCAGAGAAGUCCGCCUCACCCGGGAAGCCCGGGAUGGCAUCCUCCUCACAAGCCUACCUUGCCGCACUGAGUGACGCAUCGGACGAUGAGACCCCUGCCAUUCACCUUUCCAACACUUCAAGAGACAUGGAGGGCUAUCCCGCUGAAAGGAGCGGAGGACCCUCAGAGCGUCCUCGUGUUCGCAGAUCGGAAGCCACUGCCAUGCGUGACAGCCCACCGCCAGGAUCUGACACCUUGUUCACUUUCGGUCAUCACAAAGGCCUGACGUAUGAACGAGUGCUACACACCUAUCCUGGGUAUGUCCUUUGGGGUCAAACACAGAAGUGUCCUUCCAAGUGUUUGGGUGAUUUCCUGAACUGGGUGCAUGAGCAUUGUGUGGUAGAAGACACGGACCCCAUAGAAGUGCGUAGAAGAGACAUUCCUCUUAGUACGAUGAUGCCCCCAACUUCCGUUGCUGACCGCGCAGCCAACGCUGAAGGCACCGCCUCAUCCAGUACCGGUUUCCGGCCCAAGUGCAGGGGUGGUUGUAAGACCUUUAGCAAGACAGGGAGCAAUUCGUACAUAGACAUGCGCACAUGCAAGUCCUGUGGUACGGUAACCAAGACUCGCAAAGAACAGGUUCAGGUCGACCCUACCACAUGCACGCAUGCCCAGGUAGAUCGUUCAGGUUCCAGCAAGACAACCAGCCGAAUCAAGUGCAAGCUUUGCGGCAUGAUCCUAGAUGAACUGCCCCAAGAAGAGAAGAAAGCUAGGGACGCAGCCGCAGCACAGCUGCGAGACACGAACACCCUAGACUUCGACAUGAUGCGCUCUAUAGUGGGCAGAACAGGGGAUCGAGUGCCUGUAGAAGUGGUCGUACCAGCCCUUGAACAGUUCAAGGAGGCAGUUGAGGGUCACUUCGUCACCGAACCUUCGAUAACGAGGGGAGACUUGUUUGCCUACCUUCAAGAGGCUCUGGACGAUCAUGCGGAUGAUGCGAGCCCCACGAGCGCGAGUUGGGAGAUGGCUUCAUCGGGAAGAAGGCCCGGUACAGCAAUGGUUGCCAUGCUUGCCGAACCACACGAGGGAGUCACAGACACGAACCCCAGUUUGAGCAAACUCCCCGUGGUUAACAUUCGCACAUCCCCACAUGUUUUCGCAGUUCUGGAUGAAGGGUGUAACUCAACGGUUCAUGGCGAGGAUUGGGGUCACGAGAGCAUGUCCAAGUAUGCGAGCUUUGGGUAUUCCACGAGGUUUGCGAAGGAGACUUCCAAGACCUUCAAGGGUUUGAGUGGUGAGAACACAAAUUUGACAGCAGCCAUGGCCAUCGCACCUUCACAGCGCCCCGCGCCUAAGGCGAGGCCUCAGCAGCUGAACUCAGAAACCUUCCCCACCGAGGGAGGAGACAAUCCCAAGCACGCCGCGGACAUUUUUACCUUCGGCUACAACUUCGAGGAGGCCGUCGAUAAGAUCCGCAACGCUUGGGAGCCACAGCAUUUCGCUGACAUGUUCAGUGAGAUGCGCUCGGCAGAGGCUACCCUUGAACUCGGAGGCGCAUUCGUCGGCAUCUUCUUUGACCUGACAUACUUGCCGAAUGCCAGGAGUUUGGGUCCUGAGCUCGCAGAUCGCAAGCGAGAUACAAGCCUCCGAGAUCAUGUGGGUUCCCACCCUUCUAUAAUGAAGGCGAUAGCUGCAGACCCUGGAUUCCUGCAACACUGCAGAGCCAUUCGUUCCAAGGUGAAGAAGUCAAUGGAGCAGGGCUACCAGGCGAUGAACAUUAGCGUUGUCUGCAAACAAAACCGGCACCGUUCCGUGGCAGGAGGCAUCCUCAUUGAGCACAUGCUACUUCGCGUUGAAGGACUUCAUGUUUCCAUGCAGCAUUGCAACAGCGAACAGUCCUGGCCGCUCAUGGGUGGAUCUUGCCGCGGGCAUUGCAGCUGGUGCACACAUCGCACAGACGAUGCGAAGGCGGCCUACGAACAGGUGUUAGCCGACUUCAUCAAGUAUCUGGAAGGCGAUGUCAAGGAGAACACCACAUGCAUUUUGCACUGCGAGUCAGAGCCUGAAAGAGCCCCGGGCACAGCUCCGGAGGAAGUUACUGAUCUGGACGCAGACGAUGAGGUGGAAGAGGUCCCAUCAGAUCCGCUGGAAGUAGCGCCUGGAGAGGGAGAGUCAGCAUCGCAGGCCGCUACUCGAUUGGGGCUUCGUGGCAAGCAGCACACCUCCUACGUGGCGAAGUGGGACCCAAGCUCCCUGACAGGGAGGCUUCAUCAGCAAGCGGGCUCAGGUGUGUUCACUGCCACCUCAAGUCAUCUGCCAGUUCAGGCCCAGGUACAAACCCUGGAGAGAAAGUUAGCGCUGCGCGACAAGGAAGUCGAGUCACUUCGAAGCAAGCUCCGGGACGCCGAGCGGGACAAGCAGGAGGCGGAACGGAGAGCGGAGCGUGCAGAACAGCUCCUGCAAGAUGCCCUUGCCCAGUUUGGUGGUCGUUCCCGCUCCCGACAUCGACACCAUGACCGAAGGGCAAGGAGCAGUUCAAGUGACUCCCGGAGAAAGGUCCGGAGGGAGAGAUCAAGCCACCACGAUGAUCACAGAGCGCAGUCUUCCCGCCGAGAGUCGUCUUCUUAUCGUGAUCGUGACCGUGAUCAGUGGCACCCCAGCAGCAGCUACCGCGACACCGCUCGCGAGACCUCCUCAUACGACCAGAACCAGUGGGAUGCUUGGGAUGAUGAGUGGUCCCGAGCUGGCGAUUGGGAUCAUCAGGCUCCGCCCGAGCCACCCAAGCCACCUGUGAGAAGAUGGCGGGAGCUCAAGAACUACUUCCAUGAUCCGGCGGCUGACAACUCUAACGCCGCCUGGGCGCAGUGGAGGAAGAGUCAGGGCCCCGCACCGCCGGGAGAGGGCAAACGCAUCAAGUUGGAUCCGGCAAUCCUCGCUUUGGAUCUUACGGAGAUUCCAACUUCGGACGACGCCAGCCUUUCGUGGAACAGGCGAGUCCUGGUCGACCUGCUCCCGGACCAGGUGAUGCACGAGUUCUGCGGCCUUCUGUAUGGGCGUCCGAGUCCGGCGUUGUGGAUUGGCCCUUACAUGCCCAAGUCCUUCUCCACUCAGGAUCUGGAACACACGGACAAGUCCGAGCGCCACAACUUCAAGGUGACUGCCGUGACCCCUCACACGAGGGAGGGAUACAAGCCUUGUGGGAAUGUCAAAGGCCCUACACCGAUCGGGUGGCUGUUUCUCAACGACAACCCGAAGAACAAGGGCGGCGUGUGGAUCCCACAGGGGACGGUGUGUCCUCCCGGUCACAGUACCGAGGAUGUUUGCGGUGAAUUCAAGGCCGAGCAAGUGUGCCCAACCGAGCCUCCGCCAAGUGGAGGUGCGUACCUUGUGCUUUGGUUGUAUCCAAAGGCCUUUGCACCGGACACAGUUCCGAAGACCCUUGCAGACCGCGAUGAGCUGAGCGCAUAUAUGGCGUCAUUGCAGGGGGUUAAUGACUUUGGGGAGUUCAAGCAGGUAAGGUUCGAUGCUGAGGAUUCCGACGAUGAGUUUGAGCUAAUCCCUGCACAUGAUGGUCCCAGAGCAAUUACCCGUGUGAUCAGCGAGACCAUUGCCAACCUGGAGACAGGUGUGCCCGGUCUCAUAGUUCUGAGGGUCGACGCUCCCACCGAGGAGUUGUGUUUAGAGUGUGAGUGCCUAGCUGACACAGCUGGAGUGAGCAUUGUCUUGGUGAGCCCCUAUGGAUGCCCAACACUCGAAAGUACUGUCGAGGUAAGAGGAGACUUGAAUGUUUCCGGGAUAGGGCCAAACAUCGACGAUGCACUCCAGGUUUUGUCCACAUGGACCGAGAGCUAUGGCAUGAGCCCCCGUUGCUAUGCGGACACGGAAGAACAUGAUUUCUGGGCCACAUGUCGUGACAUUUCACAGGAGCUUUACCUGAACUCUUACACACGCAAUUGCUUUGUAGGAUCGGAAGGUCUAGGUUCCGACAUGGAAGAUCAGGUACUCCGGCAUCGGAGGAAGAACGCAGAGCAGCAUGGCGUUCGUAAAGUCCUGGAGCAGGUCCUUAGGCAGAGCAAGGCAUCCAAGGAGUUCAUCCUAGCUGCCCGCCUUCACAGAUGUAAGGCCUGCCUAGACACUGCACCAGUUCCGCGACAUCAUCCAGUCUCAGGGGAAUCGGUGUUUCCGAAAGAGUUCAAUCACACACUUGGCAUAGAUUGCAUGGAAGUAAAGGAUGUCGAUGGUACCCGCUACACUGCAGUCAACAUGGUCGACAUGGGAACCAGCUUUCAACAAGUAGCCCUGAUAAAGUCAGGAGGUGGCAAUCCCAGCGCGCGGCAGUGUUUGCAGGUUUUCAUGGAGCGAUGGGUAUCGUGGGCAGGACAUCCACAGCAUGUAGUGGUUGAUAGGGGAACGCAUUUCAAGGGAGAGUUUGCAAGUUACAUGGGACAACAUGGGAUUCAUCUCCGAAAUGCACCCUUAGAAUCUCCGCAGACCAUAGGGAAGGUCGAAAGACAUGGUGGUUUGCUCAAGGCACUGGUAAGAAAAACAGUGCAGGAGAUUCAGCCCUCGACUUGGGAGGAUAUGGUCAUGGUGGUCAGUGAAUGUGUGACUACAAAGAAUGACCUGUCCAGACAUCAAGGUUUCAGCCCAUCACAGCAUGUGCUAGGCAAGCGACCUAGGACACCAGGUUCAGUCAUGGAUGAGGAUGAGAGCAUGGGACCUUUGUUGGCCCGUUUCGAUGAGACCACUCCUUUCUAUUCCCGACAUAGAGCCCGGGAAGAAGCCCGCAAAGCCUUCGUGCACUUGGACUCGUCCAGGAAGGUUGCUCGUGCAUUGCAAAGGAAUGCAGCUCCCAUGGACAUGGAGUACCAGGUGGGCGAUUUAGUCAUUUACCGAAGGGACAAUUUGCCCGGUUCAACUUCCACUGUGUGGUCAACUGCAAGCCGCGUGAUAGGGCGCGAGGCAGAGAAUGCAUAUUGGUUGCUGCAUGAGGGUGUGCCUGUGUUGGUCAAUGCCAGAAAGAUGAGGCCUGCGGAUGAGGUCGAAGUAGCUGCAUGUCGAGUUCUGACUGGAGAACCCGUUCUGCCAGGUUCCAUUGUCCACGGUCCAGAGCAACGUUAUCUCGACGAAAGAGAUAAGGAUCCAGUAACAGCGCCUUCUACCCCCAGACCGAACACUGGCUUAGCGUCGGCUCCCUCUACUCCCAUGAGAGUCGCAGCGGCCGAGAGUCCCGCCAUCACAAGCAAGGAGAUUUCGCCCAGUGAUAAGACGGGCAGGGAAAGAACUCGUUCCCCGCUCAGACAAAGCUCCAGCGCGCUGAUGGCUGAGGCGCAGGACACCGAUCCUGUAGAAGCAAAGGCAAGCGAGCUCCUGGAAGCAAUGGCCUUCGAGACGAGCCACUGUCUCGAGCUACUCAGGUUGUGCAAGGAACACAAACCGAAGAGGACGAAGAGAGCGAUGUUCCAAGAUGCAACUGAUGAUGAGCUUGCCGCUAGUUUCGGUGUUUAUAGGCACGGUGGUUUUGUUGGGAUUUCUAAUCCUACUAAGCAGCGCCCGUGUUUUGUGACCUACUUGAACCGCUUCCUGAGGCACCACUGUGAGAAGGCAGGCUACACCGAGUUCACUUGGAAUGGGAUCCAAGUAAGCGAAUCGCGGGCAAGUUUGCACAAAGACAACUCCAAUUUGAAGGGGUCGCUCAAUUUCACCAUGAGUUUGGGAAAUUAUUCGAAAGGAGGUCACCUGUGGAUAGAAAACCCUGAGGGGAACACAGUGAUUGACGUUUGUGGCAACCUUGUUCCCGGGACUCUACACACCACUCGAGGCAAGGUCCUUCGUUUUGACCCAAAGAAACUCCAUAUGGUGGAACCCCAUGAAGGGCAGAGAUUCAGCAUCAUUGGAUUCACUAUGAAUCACUUGGGAAAGUUGCGCGCAGAUGAACACCAGAUGAUGGAAGACUUGGAAUUCCCACAACCGCGUAUUCCAUCACCCCAAGUAGAGCAGCCCCGUCAGGAGGAGCCUGAGCGAGCAGACGACAUGCACUCCUCAGACGACGAGGAAGUUGGAACAGGUUUCCUAGCCUCACUUUUGGACUACCACAACAGCCCGGCCGAGGUGCAAUUGGGGUUGGACGAGGCCAUGCUCGCGGAGUGGGCCAAGUAUCAGGAAUUUCACGCUGUGAUACCUUGCUCAAAGAAGCAAGUGCAGGAGUUGCUUAGCCAAGGACACAUCUGCGUGCCCACCAAGUGGGUUCUCACCGACAAACAUGAACAUUUGAAAGGCACCCCCGGCUAUCGUCCCAAAUACAAAGCUAGGCUAGUCGCAUGCGGGAAUUUCGAGCACAUCUCCACAGGGGAGGACAUUCGUGCAGAUUCCCCGACAGCCGAGCCUGAAGCACUGGCUUUCAUUUGUUCCUGGGCAUCCUCACUCGGUUUGCGAAUCAAGGCAGCCGACAUCACGAACGCCUACUUUCAGGGUAAGCCGCUCGAGAGAUUGCUGAUCCUCAAGGCUCCUAGCAACCCCAAGGGCGUUCCGGACAAGGAGAUCCAGGAAUCCGGCUACAUGAUUGCCCGUGUCCCAGUGUAUGGAACGACCGACGCCGGCCGAAACCUCUACCUUCGCAUAGUCGAAGAGACAAAGUGCAUCGGACUGAAAUCUUCCCAGAUCAUGUCCGCGUUGUACUACGCGCACGACACAAGCGGCCGGCUGUGCGCUAUGCUGUGCACUCACGUGGACGACUUCUUCUGGGCAGCGUUCGGUGAGGGCGAGCUGAAGAUCCAGCAGUUGCUGGACCACUUCAAAAUCGGGAGGAUCGAAGAGGGUAGCUUCAGGUUCUGUGGCAGAGAAUACGCCCAGCACCCCGAUGGCACCAUCGAGAUCAACUCAAGGGACAACACGCGUGCCAUCGCUCCCCUCGAGAUCCCCAAGGGUGCAAAGUUGACGACACCUGUCACACAAGGACAGAGGACGGCGCUUCGGUCCGUCAUAGGUUCACUCGCGUGGGUGGCCCGGGCUACAAGGCCCGACCUCGCGCACCGCGUCAACGCGUUGCAGCAGCGAGUGACCGUCGCGACCAUCGACACGAUGAGAGAGGCCAACCGUGUGGUCGCACUCGCCUUGGGCGACGCAGAGCGCAGCAUCGUGUAUCGCGCCAAGAUACUGCCGUGGAGCAGUGGCCCCCUCGCAGUAGUCACGUUUUGUGACGCCUCUUUUGCUGCUGAAGCUGGGUACAAGUCCCAGAGGGGGAGGUUGCACUACCUCACUGACGCGGAAACAGCACGCGACGUGAACGCACCCAAGCACAAGCUUCACCUGGUUGCAUUCGGUAGCUCUACGAUGAAACGAGUCUGCCGUGCGACACUACAAUGUGAAGCGUACAGCCUGCAGCAUGCCACCGAGCACGGAGACAGGAUCCGUGCGACACUCCUAGAGUUGCAAGGCAAACUGCCGUCACUGCAUGACUGGAGCGAAGUAGCGCCGAGAAAGAUGCUGCACCUGCAGUACUCCGACUGCAGAUCGCUCACAGAUCAUUUGCUGUCGUCGGUACCCAGACCAGUGGAAGACAAGCGUCUUGCUAUCGAAAUGACAGCAUUGCGCCAAGCACUGUGGGUAGACGAGACACCGACGAGCGAAGCCUUCGCACCAUUCGGUGACAUCCUGCGAUGGAUUCCAACCCACCUUCAGUUGGCUGACUGCUUGACCAAGAGUAUGAAGCCCAAGCUUCUGAACGACGCCUUGGAGAGCAACGAGGCCGUUGUGAGAGAAGAAGCUCCAGCUGAGUGA